AUGUCCCGGCGCUGGUGCAGGCAGGUCCUGCUUGGCGUGGAAGUGGGUAUUGUUGUGGUGGCGCUUGUGGUCGGCACUGCGGGACAGAGCUACGAUGGGAGAGAAGCUGGGUCGUCCUGCUACGGAGGAUUUGACCUGUACUUUGUUUUAGACAAAUCUGGCAGUGUGCAACAUUACUGGAAUGAAAUUUAUUACUUUGUGGACAACCUGGCGUACAAGUUUAUCAGUCCUCAGCUACGGAUGUCUUUUAUCGUCUUUUCGACACAAGGACGAAUUCUCAUGGCGCUGACAGAAGACAGAGAGCAAAUACGAGCUGGCUUGGAGAAGCUCAGCAUGGUCCAGCCGGGUGGUGACACCUACAUGCACCUCGGUUUGUCCAAGGCCAGUGAGCAAAUUUACUACGGCACAGGGGACGGCUACCGCACGGCCAGCGUCAUAAUUGCUUUGACGGAUGGCGAAUUGAGGGAAAAUCAAUUCGACCUGGCUCAAAGAGAGGCGAGCAGAGCGCGGCAGUUGGGUGCCACCGUUUACUGCGUGGGAGUGAAGGACUUCAAUGAGACCCAGCUGUCAACCAUCGCCGACAGCGAGGACCACGUCUUCCCCGUGACGGACGGUUUUCACACGCUGCAUGUGAUCAUCGACUCGAUCCUGAAAAGGUCGUGCAUUGAGAUUCUGGCUGUCGAGCCCUCGAACAUCUGCGCAGGAGAAUCGUUCCAGGUGGUGAUCCGGGGAAACGGUUUCUUUCACGCCCGUGACGUUCAGAAAGUCCUCUGCAGCUUCCGCAUCAAUGACACGGUGACUUUGAUGGAAAGACCUCUGGUGGUGAGAGACACCUACCUGCUGUGCCCGGCUCCUGUUUUGGACAAAGAAGGAACGGCCGCCACGCUUCACGUCAGCAUGAACAACGGCCUGAGUUUCAUAUCCAGCUCCGUUACAAUUACCGCCGUCACUUGUUCGGAUGGCACCUUUGUGGCCAUCGCUCUCCUCAUCCUGCUGCUCCUGCUCAUCUUUCUUCUGCUCUGGUGGUUCUGGCCUCUGUGCUGCACUGUGGUCAUUCAUGAGUUACCCCCACCACCGACAGAAGAAGACUUUUCUGACGACGAGGACGAUUUUCACAAGAGAAGAUGGCCCACCGUGGAUGCCUCAUACUACGGAGGCCGAGGAGUCGGAGGCAUUAAAAGAAUGGAGGUCCGUUGGGGUGAUAAGGGCUCCACCGAGGAGGGCGCAAAGCUGGAAAAAGCCAAGAACGCUCGAGUUGUGAUACCCGAGGAGGAACCCGAGUCACCUCCAUCGCGGCCGCGCUACCACGUGAAAAGACCCGUUCACCCCCAGAAGUGGUAUUCUCCCAUCAAGGGCAAACUGGAUGCUCUCUGGGUUUUCCUGAGAAGAGGAUAUGACAGAGUGUCCGUCAUGCGACCUCAUCCUGGAGACAAGGGCAAGUGUAUCAACUUCACACGAAGCAAAUCCUACGCCGCCCCCCGCUACCCCAUCUACAAGCACCCCUCCGUGCAUAUCUAUACGCUGCCCUACAGCACCCAACGUCGCCCGUCUGCCGACUUGCCCCCCUCGCCCACCACCACCCUUCCCGCGCUGCCCCAGUCACCUCCGCCGCCCUCCUACACGCCCCCUCCCUGCAGAACUCCGUCCUCAGUCUGCGCGCCGCCCGCACCUCAGGGUUUGCCACCGUGUAGAGCCCCGCCUCCGUCCCGCCCGCCGCCACGCCCCAGCCACGAGGACUACUGA
Messenger RNA from Hippocampus zosterae (dwarf seahorse), 1743 nucleotides. Its product is annotated as anthrax toxin receptor 1-like. Gene Ontology annotation, molecular function: signaling receptor activity. The record is from RefSeq and is a predicted model, not a curated record. The transcript has 18 exons. Lineage: Eukaryota; Metazoa; Chordata; Actinopteri; Syngnathiformes; Syngnathidae. Bases 1 to 1743 code for a protein of 580 amino acids. Gene Ontology annotation, cellular component: membrane.